AUGUCCAGGCAUCGCUUUGUGCGCAACAUGGACCUCGGCGCCGAGCUCGCCGAUGACCACCCGGAUGACUACGACGAUGAGGGUGGCUACUCUGGCGAAGGUGGCUACACCUCCGAUGAGCCCGACGACGGCAUGGACCCCGAGGAGCGUGCGCAGAUGGAGUCUACCUUCCCGCUCGUCAAGGAGAAGCUCAAGGACAUCAAGCCCCCAAUAACCGAGGCUGCAAUCAAGGACUCGCUCUGGCACUACUGGUUCGACGUGGACAAGGCGGCGUCCUGGCUCCGGAAAGACUGGGAAAAGAAAGGCGACCCGCCUGCAUUCCUCAUCCCCAGCCCCGACCAGCAACCACGGCCUCGACCAAGUGCCCGACGAGCACAAGAAAUCGUGGCUCCAAAGCUCGAACCUGUGACGGCGCUCCUCACGCCACUGCAGAGACUCAAGCUGCAGCGCGAGAAGCGCAACGCGGCCUCUGGGACCUCAAGCCCGUCGACUGCAUCUGCGCUACCAAGCGUCAAGCCCAGCACCACCGUUUCACCGGCGCCCACCCCACCUCUAGACGAGGCCCGACCGAAAUCGAAACUGGCGCUCCUAGCCCAGAAGCGGCGCGAGAAUGCUUCAAAGGAGUCGACAACGCCAUCGAGCACUUCCCCGGCGGCUUCAUCGACUGACCCAACCCCUCCACCUGCCGAUGCGCCCGCGAAGCCCAUAUCCAAACUGGCUCAGAAGAUGGCCGCAGCGCGUGCCGCCCGGGCAGUUGCCCCUAAGGCUACUGCGGAGGCUUCAGUCGGCGAGACGUCAGCGAUCGACUUCCCAUCAACUGCCGUGGCGGCCGAGCCUGCGGAUGAGGAGUGGGAAUUCCUGCCCAAAGCCAAGAUCGCACAGGCAAGAGCGACGCCGUCCGUCUUCUUCAGCCUCUUAACUACGCGCAAGCAGGCGGCUGUGAUUCCGGACCCUCCCUCGCUAGCCAAUAUGCACAUCGCCGUGCGUGGCGAUCGAGCUGCGGCGGAGAAGCGCGUGCGCGAGGCCUUCGGCCCGGGUGUUGAAAGUCCCGACGAUAUCGUUCUGCGUGCGCGUGCCGGCCGAGCUGGCGCUGGAGACGGCGAGGCGACGCAGACCAAGUCUGCCGUGCGCGCCACCAAGGUCGAGCAGCCUGCUCCCGAGCCUGUCUCUGAGGCUGCGGCGGCCAUGGCCAAGCCAAAGGAGGAGGACUUGCCGGGCCCCGAGCCUGCAGCGAAGGGCACCAAGCCGUCCACAAAGCAUUCGAAACCUCCCAAGGCGUCCGAGAAGCCACCAGUGGCGAGGGGCAGCAGGAGUCAGCCAAAGGCGGCACCCAAGCCCAAGGCAGAGGCAAAGCCCAAGGCAGACCCAACGCCUAGGGUUCCGAUUGCCAAGGCUGCCGUGCCUCCAGCCGCCCGCUCCAAGUCGCUUCCUGCCAAGCAGCGUGUUAUGUCCUCGGGCCCUGGGACGCCGAGCCGUUCCACAUCGAAUGCUCCUUCCAGCCGCGCACCCAGCUCCAAGGCGAGCUCCAAGCCCGGGUCUAACGUCAGCACGCCGCGCAGGGGCACGGGUACGCCGCUCUCGCUCGCUGCAUCGGACUUGGCAGAGCUUGGACUGGAGGAUAGUGUUGACGAGGAGUUCUUACGCCGUGAGGCAGAGAAGUAUCGCGAGGUGCCGGUGCCUACACUCAAGCAGGAAGAAUUGGUCGCCAAGGUCAAGGAGGAUGAGGAGAAGACUGGCAAAAAGAACAUUUCGCUCGUCGUUGUUGGCCACGUCGAUGCCGGCAAGUCGACCCUCAUGGGACGGCUGCUGUACGACCUUGGAGAGAUGAGCGAGAAGGAGAAGACGGCGAACGAGCGCGGUUCUCUGCGCGUGGGCAAGAGCAGCUUUGCGUUCGCGUGGGGUCUCGACGCGCUUGGCGACGAGCGCGACCGCGGCGUGACCAUCGACAUUGCGACGGAGCACUUUGAAACCCCGCACCGUAACGUGACGCUGCUCGACGCCCCGGGACACAGGGACUUUAUCCCCGCCAUGAUCAGUGGUGCGGCGCAGGCCGACGUUGCGUUGCUUGUGAUCGACGCGAGCCCGAACGCGUUCGAGGCUGGGUUUGAGCGUGGUGGCCAGACGCGCGAACAUGCGUGGCUGGUCCGCUCGCUCGGUGUCAAGGAAAUCAUUGUGGGCGUGAACAAGAUGGACGUUGUCGACUGGGACCAGUACCGGUACGAGGACAUUGUGGCUGGCCUCAAGCCGUUCCUCGCGGCCGCAGGCUUUGCGGGCGCGCGCACUACCUUCCUCCCUCUGGCUGCGAUGAAGGGUACCAACAUCCUCAACGACACGCUCCCCGAGGACGCGGACUGGUACAAGGGUCCAUCGCUGAUGGCGGCGCUGGAUCGCGUCGCCGUUCCCGAGCGGCCGUAUUCUGUGCCCCUCCGCAUCCCCAUCUCGAACGUGUUCAAGGGUCAGACGGCGAUCGCGUCCGGCGUCGCAUGUCAAGGCCGCCUCGCCUCGGGUGUCGUGCAAGUUGGCGACCAAGUGCGGGUAGUUCCCGGAGACGUGGUAGCGAGUAUCCGCACAAUCGAGGUAGACGACGACAGUGCUCCUUUCGCGGUCGCAGGCCAAAACGUAACUCUCUAUCUGGCCGGCGUGGACGCGAACCAGUUAAGCAUCGGCGCGGUCCUCUGUCCCGUCUCGUACCCGAUUCGUAUGGUGAGCCGGUUCCAGUCCCAGAUCCUCGUAUUCGACGUAACGACCCCCAUUAUCAUGGGCACGGCCGUCGAGCUAUUCCACCAUUCCGUCAACGUGCCGGCCAACAUCACCCGUCUCAUUGCGACCACGGAUAGGACUGGCAACGUGAUCAAGAACAAUCCACGUGUCCUGCAGAAGGGCACGACGGCUGUUGUGGAACUCACUCUGCGUGCGCCGACGGGGAGUACUCGGCCGGCUAUUAUUCCACUCGAGACGGCCAAGGAGAAUAAGGAGAUGGGGAGGGUGUUGCUCCGUCGCGGGGGGGAGACUAUUGCCGCUGGCGUGGUGACCGAGCUGCUCUGA
Molecule: messenger RNA, 3045 nt
Organism: Cutaneotrichosporon cavernicola
Lineage: Eukaryota; Fungi; Basidiomycota; Tremellomycetes; Trichosporonales; Trichosporonaceae
Exons: 6
Coding region: 1-3045 (1014 amino acids)
Biological process (GO): translation
Molecular function (GO): GTP binding; GTPase activity
Source: RefSeq, a predicted model, not a curated record